Messenger RNA from Schistosoma haematobium, 2166 nucleotides. Its product is annotated as Ankyrin-2. The transcript has a single exon. NCBI's taxonomy places the organism in Eukaryota, Metazoa, Platyhelminthes, Trematoda, Strigeidida, Schistosomatidae. The record is from RefSeq and is a predicted model, not a curated record. The coding region runs from base 691 to 1251 and encodes 186 amino acids.
GUAUUUGAAGGGAGACGGAAGCCGAGUCGGCAGUCGAAGUGUUCAGUGAAGAUUGGGGCAAGUUGAAGCGGACGCAGAAAGUGAAGCAGUAGAACAGGUUGAAUCGGAACGUGUGUCUGUGUUCGCUCCAGUCGAAUUGGAGUCUGAGGCGCUUGCAGAGACUGCAGCACAACCGGAACAGGAACGAUUGGUUGAGCGUGUCGGUGAGAUGGAGGCGGAAUAUGGUGAAGUUGGUGAAGGCGUAUUUGAAGGGAGACGGAAGCCGAGUCGGCAGUCGAAGUGUUCAGUGAGAGAUUGGGGCAAGUUGAAGCGGACGCAGAAAGUGAAGCGGUAGAACAGGUUGAAUCGGAACGUGUGUCUGUGUUCGCUCCAGUCGAAUUGGAGUCUGAGGCGCUUGCAGAGACUGCAGCACAACCGGAACAGGAACGAUUGGUUGAGCGUGUCGGUGAGAUGGAGGCGGAAUAUGGUGAAGUUGGUGAAGGCGUAUUUGAAGGGAGACGGAAGCCGAGUCGGCAGUCGAAGUGUUCAGUGAAGAUUGGGAGCAAGUUGAAGCGGACGCAGAAAGUGAAGCAGUAGAACAGGUUGAAUCGGAACGUGUGUCUGUGUUCGCUCCAGUCAAUUGGAGUCUGAGGCGCUUGCAGAACUGCAGCACAACCGGAACAGGAACGAUUGGUUGAGCGUGUCGGUGAGAUGGAGGCGGAAUAUGGUGAAGUUGGUGAAGGCGUAUUUGAAGGAGACGGAAGCCGAGUCAGCAGUCAAGUGUUCAGUGAGAGAUUGGGGCAAGUUGAAGCGGACGCAGAAAGUGAAGCAGUAGAACAGGUUGAAUCGGAACGUGUGUCUGUGUUCGCUCCAGUCAAUUGGAGUCUGAGGCGCUUGCAGAGACUGCAGCACAACCGGAACAGGAACGAUUGGUUGAGCGUGUCGGUGAGAUGGAGGCGGAAUAUGGUGAAGUUGGUGAAGGCGUAUUUGAAGGAGACGGAAGCCGAGUCGGCAGUCGAAGUGUUCGGUGAGAGAUUGGGGCAAGUUGAAGCGGACGCAGAAAGUGAAGCAGUAGAACAGGUUGAAUCGGAACGUGUGUCUGUGUUCGCUCCAGUCGAAUUGGAGUCUGAGGCGCUUGCAGAGACUGCAGCACAACCGGAACAGGAACGAUUGGUUGAGCGUGUCGGUGAGAUGGAGGCGGAAUAUGGUGAAGUUGGUGAAGGCGUAUUUGAAGGAGACGGAAGCCGAGUCGGCAGUCGAAGUGUUCAGUGAGAGAUUGGGGCAAGUUGAAGCGGACGCAGAAAGUGAAGCAGUAGAACAGGUUGAAUCGGAACGUGUGUCUGUGUUCGCUCCAGUCGAAUUGGAGUCUGAGGCGCUUGCAGAGACUGCAGCACAACCGGAACAGGAACGAUUGGUUGAGCGUGUCGGUGAGAUGGAGGCGGAAUAUGGUGAAGUUGGUGAAGGCGUAUUUGAAGGAGACGGAAGCCGAGUCGGCAGUCGAAGUGUUCAGUGAAGAUUGGGGCAAGUUGAAGCGGACGCAGAAAGUGAAGCAGUAGAACAGGUUGAAUCGGAACGUGUGUCUGUGUUCGCUCAGUCGAAUUGGAGUCUGAGGCGCUUGCAGAGACUGCAGCACAACCGGAACAGGAACGAUUGGUUGAGCGUGUCGGUGAGAUGGAGGCGGAAUAUGGUGAAGUUGGUGAAGGCGUAUUUGAAGGGGAGACGGAAGCCGAGUCGGCAGUCGAAGUGUUCGGUGAGAGAUUGGGGCAAGUUGAAGCGGACGCAGAAAGUGAAGCAGUAGAACAGGUUGAAUCGGAACGUGUGUCUGUGUUCGCUCCAGUCGAAUUGGAGUCUGAGGCGCUUGCAGAGACUGCAGCACAACCGGAACAGGAACGAUUGGUUGAGCGUGUCGGUGAGAUGGAGGCGGAAUAUGGUGAAGUUGGUGAAGGCGUAUUUGAAGGGGAGACGGAAGCCGAGUCGGCAGUCGAAGUGUUCAGUGAGAGAUUGGGGCAAGUUGAAGCGGACGCAGAAAGUGAAGCAGUAGAACAGGUUGAAUCGGAACGUGUGUCUGUGUUCGCUCCAGUCGAAUUGGAGUCUGAGGCGCUUGCAGAGACUGCAGCACAACCGGAACAGGAACGAUUGGUUGAGCGUGUCGGUGAGAUGGAGGCGGAAUAUGGUGAAGUUGGUGAA